Hyalella azteca is the source of this 1269-nucleotide messenger RNA. RefSeq names its product activating transcription factor 7-interacting protein 1-like. The transcript is spliced from 2 exons. Bases 1 to 1269 code for a protein of 422 amino acids. The record is from RefSeq and is a predicted model, not a curated record. Lineage: Eukaryota; Metazoa; Arthropoda; Malacostraca; Amphipoda; Hyalellidae.
AUGCGCGAACCCCACGACUCCGCGGGUGACGCGCCUGCGGGUGACCCGCCUGCGUAUGACCCGCUUGCGGCUGACGCGCCUGCGGGUAACGCGCCUGCGCCUGACGCAUCUGUGGAUGACCCGCCUGCGAGUGACGUGAAUGCGAAUGACACGCCUGCGGGAGAUGAGCCUGCGGCUGACGCACCUGCGGCUGACGCACCUGCGGGUAACGCGCCUGCGGAUGACGCGCCUACGGGUGGCACGCCUGCGAGGGAUGCGCCUGUGGGUAACACGCCUGCUGAUGAUGAGUCUCCUGUGGGUGCCAGCGAUGUCUUUCCAGUGGCGGUCGAGGCGAACUCCUCGACGAAUCCGAAAAUGGACGCUACUUUGAAUGUCAUUGAUAACUUUUCUGCGAAAGCUGCUAAUAAAUCGGCAGCUAAUAUCCAUGAUGAUUCCUUAUUAAUUUCAAAUCACAGCAAUGCAUGCAAUAUUAGUGAUGCUGGCGCUGGAGGAGCGGGCGGUUCAAGGAGGUCUCUGGAGCCCCAAGAGGUAGGCGAGGACAGCGCGACGUCGGGCGUUGGGGCCGAAACUUUUGGUAUUUGUAUUGGUGCAAGUGAAACUAAUGGUUCCAUGGAUGUGAUGGAUGAAACUAACGAAUCCAGGGACGUAAUGAAUGAAUUUUCUGAAUCCAAACAUGGGAUGGGUGAAACUCCAGAAGCCAGGGAUGCGAUGGAUGAAAAUCCCGAAUCAUGUGAUGUAUUGGAUGAAACUCUCGGAUCCAGGGAUGAUGGUAGCACAGUUGCUGCUGGUAAAGUUAUCAAACAUGGUCAGCAUAUCACUGUUAUUCCCAAAGAUGGUAUUCAUGACGCGGUUGUCCCCAAAGAUUUUGUUCCUGACGUUGUUGUCCCCAAAGGUUUUGUUCCUGACGUUGUCCCCAAAGGUUUUGUUCCUGACGCUGUUGUUCCCAAAAGUUUUGUCCCUGACACUGUUGUCCCCAAAGGUUUUGUUCCCGACGCGGUUGUUCCCAAAGGUUUUGUUCCCGACGCGGUUGUUCCCGAAGAUUCUAUGCGCGACGUAAUUGUUAAUGAAGAAUUUGUUCCUGACGCUGUUGUUCCCAAAGAUGCUGUCCAAGAAGCAUUUGUUCCUCAAGUUGGCACAGUUAUCCCCAGGACAUCGGAUGGUUUUGUGGUCGCGACAGGCGAGUCGCUCGGGCCGGCUUAUGCCGAUGGUAUCGAGAGGUCCAAGUCUCGUCGAGAGGCCUUUCGGCCGCGUUUCUGUUCCGCCGGCUAA